Adineta steineri is the source of this 345-nucleotide messenger RNA. The record is from the annotation of a GenBank genome assembly. Lineage: Eukaryota; Metazoa; Rotifera; Eurotatoria; Adinetida; Adinetidae.
AUGGCAUUAAGUGCAAAAAGGGUUGGAGAUGCAUUUAGAGAAGGAACUUAUGAAGAGAAUGUUAAAUUAAAUGGUUAUCCAUAUUUAAGUAAUAAAGUAUUACGUAACAAACGUCAAGGUCCAAGUAGAAUUCUAAAUCAUCAACCAAUAAAUAUUCUAUUAGCAAAUAAACGUUAUUUAAUUUUAACAUAUAAUGCUGAAUAUGAUAGAAUUUAUUAUUCAUUAUCACUUCCAUAUUAUGAAGAACCGGAUUCUGUUAUUUUAAUUCGACAAUUAACAGCUGAGAAUUAUUUACUAAAAUCUCGAGUUAAAAUUUUUUUAGGAUUUUUUCAAAAUAAAAUUUAA